AUGUAUCUGCUAUGGUGCUUUCUUCUCCUUGUCGUGUCGACAGUCGUGUCCACACUCCCUUUUGGGUGCCAGCAGGGUGUCAAUUGUCACCUACCCAACUGUUUCUGCAGUACGUUGCAACAUUUUAUGAACCGCAGUGAUAUUCCUCAAAUGAUCUAUUUUGGGUUGGAUGAUGCCGUGACCGGAUCUGCCUCGGAAUAUUACCGUGUGCUAUUCCGAAGUGAACGAAAAAAUCCAAAUGGUUGUAGAAUAACUCCAACUUUAUACAUUUCCCAUCAAUACACCCAGUACAACGUUGUACGUGAGUACCGAGAUCUUGGUUACGAACUGGCCGUGCAUAGUGUCACCCACACUAACAUAAACACCGGCGCGAAAGUGUUGCGUGAGGCGCGCGACCAGAAAAACAAUAUUAUCAACCUUGCUGGUGCAAAGUCUGAGGACGUUGUUGGCUGGAGGAGCCCUUUCUUACAGACGGCGGGAGACAGUCAGGUGAAUAUGUUAAAGCAGCUUGGCUACCAGUACGACAUUUCACUGACACACAAACGCGCUCACAUGCGUGACAGCAGUCCUUUCCCCUUUACACUGGACUACGGAUGGCCGUAUAACUGCCAAAUUCGUCCAUGUCCUCAACAAAGUCACAAAGGCUUCUGGGAAGUACCUGUCAACGCCAUGCGUGAUUUCAAAGAUCAGUUUUCCUGUGCUUAUGUUGACGGUUGUUAUAACCGACCAGCUACGGAGGAGCAGGCUUAUAAGUACAUCAUGGACAACUUCCUAAGUCACUAUAACGGUAACCGGGCUCCGCUAGGUUUCAACAUGCACUAUGCCUGGUUCAUGUCACCUAAUAACUUCAAAGCUAUGGAUAGGGCCAUUCAUGAUAUGAUGCAGUACCCAGGCGUUUAUAUCGUCAACGUUAAACAGGUGCUGGACUGGAUGAGACGCCCGACAAAGCUUUCUGAACUUCCCAGUUUUGAACCCUGGGGAUGUGGUCUGGUGACUCCAAAACCACCUACAACAACGACGACGACUACAACGACGACGACAACAACAACGACGACAACACCAAAACCAACAACAACGACGACAACAACGACGACAACAACACCGAAACCAACAACAACUACAACAACAACGACGACAACAACACCGAAACCAACAACGACGACAACAACACCGAAACCAACAACGACGACACCAAAACCAACAACGACGACACCGAAGCCAACAACGAAAGUAACGACAACGACACGGAAACCGGUUACGACAACCACAACAAUGUCAACGACGACGAAAACGAAACCAAUAUCGACAACGGAUGUCCACAGGUAUAAAGCACGUUUACCGGGUCCUAUACCCAGCGAAAGCUGUCAUCAGGAAGUAAACUGCCAUCUACCGGAUUGUUAUUGUGCUGGGAAGAGUAUCCCGGGUGGACUUCCGGUGUCGGACAUUCCGCAAAUGGUAUUUUUUACAGUGGACGGUGUACUUAAUUAUCAGGUUUAUGGAAAAUUGGCUAGACUUCUUCCGGCUUCCCGGAAGAACCCUGACAAUUGUCCGGUAAGUGCUACAUUUUUUGUCUCGCAGUCGGGUACGUUUAGAAUGUAUCUGAAACUCCUGAAGGACCGAGGAAUGGAAAUUGCAUCCAAGGGCUAUAACGGGGUACAUUUUAACGAUCAACACGUUCUCAAUGAUGAAAUGAUGUCACAACUUACAGAACUAAGCAAGCUUGACAUUAAACCGAAAGGUUGGCGUAGUCCUAACCUGAAGCCGUUAGGGGACGGUCAGUUUGAAAAAGUAAUGAAAUACGGAUACCUUUACGAUUCCACAUUAACUGUCCCUCGCGAGAGCUCUGGCAAUAAGUACUGGCCGUUUACCUUAGAUUACGGUUGGAAGGAGUCCUGUGUGAUACCAGAUUGUCCCAGGUCAGCAUAUCCCGGGGUGUGGGAGGUCCCUAACACCCCCAUUAUUGACUAUCGUAAUCUGUACAUCUGUAAUUACGUGGACGGCUGCAUGUUUUCUCCUCCCACGGCUAACGAUACAUUUAACUUCCUGUGGAACAACUUCAAAUCUCACUAUCAAACCAACAAAGCGCCCUUCGGAAUACAUCUUCGCCAUAUUUGGUUUUCACAUCCAUUUUUUACUAAAAAUUUGGAGGGGCUACAGAUGUUUGUUGACAAAUUAAGCACCAUGAACGACGUUUAUAUUCUGGCCAUUAAGGAUAUCAUUGAAUGGAUGAAAAAGCCGACGACUCUACAGAACCUCCAAGUGGACAGUCCUUGGCAGUGUUAA
Messenger RNA from Ylistrum balloti, 2283 nucleotides. RefSeq lists its product as uncharacterized. The transcript has a single exon. Gene Ontology annotation, biological process: carbohydrate metabolic process. The record is from RefSeq and is a predicted model, not a curated record. NCBI's taxonomy places the organism in Eukaryota, Metazoa, Mollusca, Bivalvia, Pectinida, Pectinidae. Bases 1 to 2283 code for a protein of 760 amino acids.